Molecule: messenger RNA, 39660 nt
Organism: Xyrichtys novacula (pearly razorfish)
Lineage: Eukaryota; Metazoa; Chordata; Actinopteri; Labriformes; Labridae
Source: the annotation of a GenBank genome assembly
GCAGCACAUUUGGGAACUAAAGACUCCAGCUUGGAUGCCAUUUCAAACCUGUAAAACAAACAAACAAACACAGUUUUAUCUCCACACAGCAACCACAGACUGCUAAAAUUACAUCCCGUGGCGUAAUAUUUUAAGACUGCCAUUUAAAAUAAACAUUUAAAGACAAACCAAUCCAGCUUCAUAUUACACACGAGGUAUCAUAUCGUUCCUAUGCUGUUGCUGGGGAAUUCCUCAGACUAUAUCCCCUGUGUGUAUCUGUGUGUGUGAACAAUGAGGCCUACUUUGGGAGAGCUUGUGAAGCAUGUCCACAGCCUGUUUAAUGAGAUAGCAUGUGGUAUGAUGCUAUGUGUGUGAAAUUGAAGCGCGGGCUGUGUAAAUUGAAUUAAAAGGGUUUGUGUGUGAUAAGAAUGUGCAUGCAAGAAUCAGCCUAUAGGUUAGCAUAGAGUCUGCCUAACAGUGUGUGUGUGAUGUGAUUAACAUGGAUCCAGGAGUAGACUAUAUUGCCAGCAGCACUAAUGUAGGAGGAACAUGUUGACUGCAGACCAUGUCAUCAUGCCAGGAAAAAAUGGGUUUCAAGGGAUUUUAGCUCAAACGAAAAGCACCAAAUAGUAAUCUUUAUUCCCCUGAUGUUUUAACCUCAACACGGCUUUCUUGAGCUCUUUAGUUACAUAUACUGACUCUAUCUGCAUAAAACAAGAGCAAAACCUUGAGUAAACUAAACUCAAUCUGUUAAAUUAACAAAACUUCAUAUCAGUUUAAACUUUUUCCAGAAUAACAUCAAAAUUGACCUUCGGGCUCUGCAAAAACCAUUGUCCCCAUGUCUUUAUCCUGUUUAACUUGUAUCAGAUAAUGAACCGAACCAAUAGGCCUCGGAUCAUUACAUUUGUUGAUCCAUUAUUGAUUAACAAGGAACAUCGCAUGAUCACUGAACUGAGUAGUGUUAAGGCCUAAGAAGAGAUGACUUCUCCCAACACCAGUGAUCCAUAUGAGUGCUUCAAAGCGGGGGUAGGAGGCGCUUUAGUUAGUGAUUCACCUCAGCCUUCUCUACACUCCCUCUGAAAAUACUCAAGGAGCCAAAAAGAAAAUACCUCACAGCUGUUCCCUCUGCAGCCAAGCCAUUCUUGCUAUGCUUUUUUUACACAGACGGAGGCCCUGUGCAUCUAUAGAUCUCCUGACUACUCUCCGAAUGUAACCCUCUCUAUGCCUUGUUACAACUUCACUUUAAGCCAAAGGUUGUCAGUAGUUCUUGACUUAAAAAUGCUCUUAACUGUGCAAAAUUCCUAAGGACCAAUGAGAAAGGGAUCAGGAGAAAACACAAGGAGACUGGGGGUUGGAAGUAUCACGUAUGCCACUGGGAAUGUCAGUGUCACGACCUUAGCGGAGAAGGCAAAAAGAUCAGUCUCUGGAGCGCUUAUCUUGCUCUCCAUCUGUAGUAGAUUUUGUGACACGAGGAGCGCAGAGGGGUAGAAAACACUUUAGACCCCCCCCUUUUCUCACCCCCCUAAACCCGAAACAAAAGCACUUCUCUUGUUUUCUGGCUGGGAGAGAGGCACACAGCAUGAAUAAUUAACAAGGGACAAACACAAACUAUCAGCUGCAUAUCUGAGAGUUGUCACUUAUCUGUUACUGGGAUCAAAAACAACGCUAAGCUUAUUUCUCAAGAAAGCGACACUCAUUACUUCCACAAAGAUGUCAUUACUUUCUCCCUCAGGAUGCUCUCUACAAGCAGUAAUUUGUUGUACAAUGUGUGGCAAAACUUUUUCAUCUUGUCAUCAUUAUCUAGUAGCGAGUGUCUACAAAAUAUACAUAUAAAAAUGAAUAUGUAAGUCCUGCAGUUCAAAACAAAAGGCAUUUAUCAACUGAGGCAUAAAAAUCUGCAUAAUGAAAUUUGUAUAAAAAUGAUGUCUCAAAUUACUGACGAACAAAACAACACCACUCAGUUCUGAUCUGCUCCAAAAUAAUUGGCAUUUUGUAUCACAGGAAAAUUCAAGACGGGACUUGAUAUCCAGCUGAAUUGUGACACAAUUGCCUACAAUAUGAUUAGACUCCCAUUUUUUAAUUAUUUGGCAGUAUAAUUUGUUGUUUUUACUGGAAGUUGAUCAUUUGCAACACAAGAUAGAGUAAACACAUGAAACUUGGGGGUGUCAACUUUUCAAAAAACUUUGAAAUGAUAUUUGGUUGGGUCAACCAAAUUUUUCUGUAUACCCAGCAGUUUUUUGUUUGGUCCAUUCAGGAUCAUAAUCAUACAGCAAAAACAUUUUCCGCUUACCGUAAAUCAGUGGUUCCCCUUUUCAGGUGUGUCAGACACCUAAGCAUAAGAAAUCGGGUGUGGCAUGUGAGCGUGUGAAUGUGUGUCUCAUGGCAAAUGCGUGAACAUUGGCAGCUAUGGAACCUCGAUAGCCUAUUUACGGUAGAUUUAUUAACUCAGCAUGAGUUUUAUUAGUUAAACAUGACACUACAGCUAACAGCCAUUUAGAUUUACUUGGCUAGCUGCUUAACAAGGUUAGUUGCGCACACAUCAUUUAAAACAAACUAAAAUAUUAUUAGUUAAGUGAGUGGGUUGAAAUACAUUUUUUUAAACUUAUUGUACAAUUUCUUUUUUUGCUACGUUAUCUUUUGCUGUGUUCCAGUUACCUCAGAAGUCCAAUGUCGGAGCUGGGAAUGACGUUACACCCGAGUUGACAGUGUUCCAGUUAACAAGUCGGAAAACCAAGAUGGACGCCUACAGUUAGCCGUUGUUAGCUGCUGUUUACAACUGUCAGCUGUGGUUGUCAGCUGUAGCUAGCCGUUGUUAGCGGUUUUUAGUUGUAGUUAGUGGAAUGCAGCGUAAACCCCUCUAAAACUGUGACUACCUUAAACACUUUUUGUGAACAAAGUAAACUUUCAAAGUGCUAGCUGAUUCUGACACAGUUUGAGAUUGGCACAGCAGGGCUAAUACUUGUAAUGUGUUCCACUUCCUGCUUGACUGCUAGCUAGGCAAAGUUAAAAAGAUGUUUGGAGGCUAGUGCUGUGGCUAAGACCCUAUAUGUACUGUUGAUGAAGUUAGGGGCUGUUCUUUUGUGGCGAUAGAGUGGCGUUUUGGUCGAGGUUUGUUUAUGGUUCCAUAGACCGCUGUGUAUUGCUAUCCUGCGGUCGUUACUUAAGUUGGUAUAACUAGAGAAGCAAGCGGUCGGCAACAUUCAUCUCUCGAAGGGGUGUCUAACUCGGUGUUAUGGUGUUUUUGACCUAAAUUAAUUUUACACCGGAAUAUCCCUAUAACGUUUUCCAGUAGGUGCCACGAUAUGACAGAGAAGGUAAACUGGAGGCGUGUCCGGUCGGAGGAGAGUCUCCGCCCCCCGGAGAGGACCAGGCUGCUGGAUGAGCCGCUCCGCUUUCAGUGACUUUGGAAAACUGUUUGCUCACCAAUCUCUCCUCCACACUACACGCUUCUUCAGAUUGGAAUCGCAGACCUCGGAGCGGUGGAUUUUACUCGCUGGACGCUGGUGGGCACAGUUCACCUCCGAGGACGACCACACCGAUCGGCUUUGGUUCUUAGCUGAUUUGAAUACUUACCUCCAGCUGUACCAGGCUUCUCAAAUCGGCUGAUUCGUGUCUUUUUUCACGGGAACACAGCCUCUCUCAGGCAGAGGUUUGGGCACUGAGCUGCGCUUUGAGGUAAGAGAAAUGUAUCUCUGCUUUUGAUGAAGUGUCUCAAACUUACAUAUAGGGUGAAAAUGAAAACCUAUUAUGACACUGUCUGAGUGUUUUAUCGCUAAGCGGGCUCAUGAUUCAUAACAUCGUGUCCAAUGUGCCGUGUUGUGCCUACUUUGUUGCCGCAAGUUACAAAUUCUCCUCCCGUUUGGAUUCCCAGGGCGUAAAAGGCUGACGCUUUGUUGCGCGUUGCCAGAAAGCGAUUGUUUAAGUCGUUUAUUUGUGUGUUACAGCAUGUAGUCUUGAGUUAACCUCAGGUCAUGCCGGUGUUGUUUUUCUUCAGGGGAGCACACAAACACUAAGCAGCCUCUGGUGACUUAGCUACUGUGCCACGAAUCAGUGUGAGAAAUGUGCGUAAAAAUGCAGUCCACAGAAACUUGACAUCGGAGGGGAAUCCGGAGUAAUGUGUGUCAGCUCUCCAAGCUGGCAUCCUUCCCACGGGGUUUAGCUAUAACCAAGGAGGAGGAGGAGGAGGGCUGUCUGCAGGGAUGUAUGGGGUCAUCACCAGAUGGAUGUCUCUGACGGUGCUACCUUUGCUGUAGGGCAGGAGUUCACUGUCAGUUUGCAUUAAUCACUUUGAUACAUCAUCCAAAAACCACCUCAUCCUUCUUCUUUCAGUGUCUGUCUGUCUGAUCUCCGCUGGAGUGAACAUGACACAUUCAAGAGCUCUGAGAAAGUACUCAAAACUCAAUACUACCUCUGAGGACACAGUUAACAAACAGAGCAUGUGACUGCUAAGUGAAUUCAGGGAGAUUGCAUCACUGCUUCUCUCCAAAGUUUGGCCGAACAAAGUGCAGAUUCAGAAAGUUUCAGCUCGAGCAUUUGUUUGGUUUCAACUUGAAAUCGGGUUAUAAUCAGAUUUUACCCGAUAAGAGACUGAUCCCAGGGGACCCAUUAAGACAGAGUGUGGUCCAGGUGAGUGCUGAAUUUCCCUGCCUCAACCACUCACCCCGGCAGUCCAUCUCUCUGAGGCUGGUUCAGUCUGUCAGCAAGUGAGGAGGAGAGUCGCAUCACACCCAGUCGUCUCCUGUCAGGAUUAAUGAGCUGAUUUACUGCCACAUCAUAUCAACAUUUCCUCAUUAUUUGUCUUUUUCUCUGUCUGUUCCACCCUCUUUUUUUCCCUCCCAAACCCUAAUGAUCAGGAUUGAACAAUUUGUAGAGAGGAACUGAAAACAGAGGCGUGUUUGUUCCCCGUGUUGUGGGUGAACAUUUGUCUUGUGCUGUGGGUUGAGAAAAAAAAAAAGCAGCAAAAGAAACAGUAGUAUUGAUGCUUUUGGAGCAGCUGCCAGCAUGGAUGACUAAACCCCGCCUGAAGCCUUUCUCUCCUCGGCUUGAUUCACAUGAGUGUUGGGAAAUAGUUUGGUUGCUCAGACACACACACAAGUGAUGUCUGUGGGAUACAAAGUACAAAUGCAAACAACAGGGGUUAGUAAACCUUCAGUGUAAAUUACACAGAGGAUAAAGGUUAGCAGCAACAAUGUGGAGGAUGGCAAUUAGAAGCGAGCCUGUUCGAGUGUAUUUCACGUCUCCUCUGAGCCAAGCUGGUAUUUUAUUCCGCCUACAGACACACCAGAGCACCUGGUGUGAGACUUGCCGCCGGUGAUCAGCGCGCUCAUUUUAAUCGUGCCUCUGAUAAUGUGUUGCUCUUAAUCACACAUUCACAGAGCCAACGAUUAGGGGAACAGCUAAAACAAAUGAACAGGAAGAGAGUGUGAGAGAAAAAUCUGUGUGUUUGCAUGUGUGUGAGUUAGUUCACUGUCCUUGGCAGAGACAAAAAAGUGAGGAUUUCAGUGUAUGGCAGCUCCUGCAGAGAGACACGGGGUGACUGACUUGAUGCCGCCUGGUCUGGCAGAGCAGCACUCAUUAAAGGCCUGAAAUUAAUCAAUCUGUGGUUCCACAUGGUUGGGUGCCUGCCUCCGAUUUCUGUCUCCCCCUUGUCCUCACCCCUUUCACACUUUCACUCUUUCCUUAAUAUCCCUUGAUGUGCCUGUAAAUUAGGCUGCUCCUGCCUUUUUUGGCCAUGUCAUUCAAUUACUGGCUCUGAUUUCACAUCCACAACCUCCUCCCUCCGCCUUGAUCUGUCCUCCCCUGUAUCAUCUCAUCUAUUAUUCUUUUCUUCCUCUUCCCCCCCAUCCUCCCUCUUCUUCAUUCCCCCUCAUCCAGUGUUCCAGGCAUGCCUGUAUCUGUAUCGAUGGGUUCAGCGAAUGCAGAGGGGGGAAACGAGGCUGGGUCAUCAUUCCACGCUCUCUUUCCCCUGUAUCAGCCCCUCUACUACGGCAGCAGCGGUCCGUAGAGAGCCCGGAACUAAAUGGAGUAUCUAUUGGCUCAAUGAGAAAAUUGCUUUUUUCGAUUGCUAGAGGACCCUUCAUUUAAUGUGUGUGAUGCAGAGGCCUCAGCCAGUAAUGGGUUCAGCAUCUUUGUUGUCAGGAGACAAGAGAAAAUGAAAUUUGCUUUUCAGCUAGCAGAAAUAAUUUACUCAGGGAAAGGUAUGUUUUUCAUCAGCUGUGUCACUGCCAUGUAGGUGUGUGUAAGCGUAUAUUCUGCUCUGUGCUUCUGAGAGCGUCUAAUGUCCAAACCCUGUGGCUCGAUAUAAAUGCUGAAAGCAGUUUUAGCCAAAGGUCACGUCAUAUCAAAAACUCUGCUGCCCUUUAAAGCAGUCUGGUAACUUGUUAAAGAUGGAGUUUUAUCUUUUAACAGUAGCUCUCUUACUGAUGUAAACAUGGUGAGUGCUGUUAAAACAGUGCUCUGAAAUGCUAAAUAUGAGGGUGGGUUCAGAAGGAAUCCCUCUAAAACUAUGAAAUAAUAUUCUGGAGUAGGGCUGGGUGAUAUUGCUUCAAAUCAAUAUCACGAUAUAUCGAGCUGUUCACCUCAGUAAUGAUAAAUGGACGAUAACUACUCCACAAGAUGCUCACCUCCUUUCACAUUAACUUCGUCUACUUCAGCUGCCGCUCCAGCAGCUACAACUUUUGAACCGUCCUCCAUCUCCUCACCUGUCUUUCCCUCUUUGGUACGGACUGAAUGGGGUGGAGUCACGUCUCUGAUGUAGGACAGUGUGCUAAAGGGAAACGAGACCAUAGCCUACCUACACACAUCCAAAACAACUUUUAUUUAUUUGAAUACUUAGACACCAAAUAUAUCAACAUGAGCAAAAUGACGUUGAUUAUUGUCGUAAAUUUCAGUAUCGGUAAAUUUUCGGUUUAUCGCCCAGCCCUAUUCUGGAGUACUGUUACUCCCUUAUGUAUCACAUGAAUCAAUUUGCUGAUAUCAUUGGCCAGUAUAAGCCUUUCACAUUCAUGUUGGUACAUGUGUUCAAUAGACACCAUUGUUCAUUCAAUCAUUGUAUGUUUGAUAAAGAAGCCUUCUCAUUCCCUUUGCCAUGCAGCCCUAUCAAUGCAUAACUAGCCCACAAUCAACAAAGGCCCCUUUACCAUUUUUACAUCCUGUAUGUGCUAAUUUAAUUGAAAAGUCUGUAUAGUUUUCUGUCUUAAAAGUGAAUUGGCUCAGCUCCAGUAUGGUCACUUUCCUCUACGAGCAGAUAAGUUCGACAUUGUAUAAUUCAGUAAGAUUCUCACGUCCCUGCAUUCCUUUGGCCCAUGCGUGUCUCCAUCCAGGCCAGGAAGCAGGGAAUGACCUAAGCAUGGGGCAGCUGGCAGCCCCAGAGUAUACCAAGAGCAGGAAGCUGAGGGGCCUCUCUCUGCUGACGCUUCCUUUUUAUCAGGAGGAAGCAGGCCGGCUGUUUGUGCUCGACCUAAAAAUUCUUUGUGCUUAUCUCGCAUUCACCCUAUUUCCCUCCAUAAUGGCUGUGCUGAGCAGGUAAUGAGGUAAAAGGUAUGUAUUUGACAAGCUGGGCUGUGCAGAUAGCGGGUUUUCUCCAACGGGCCCUUGGCUCAGUAGGUGCUUAGUUGAGGGUUCACUCAGUUCCCCUUUCCAGGAUGUUCAAAUCACAUCUAUCUUUAAAUCCCUCCAGCCAUCUUUCCCUUUCGCAUAAUGUUUUUCAGAACUAAUAAACCGUGUCACUCAGGUGUCCAUUAAAGGCUGAUGUUGAAGCCCUGCUGGUCAUUAAACGGAGCGAGGACACUCGGUAAAUCCUUCUGCCUUAGCCGGAAGGUUUCGUCCUCACUUCCUGCUCUAUUUCAUCCCCCAGAUGUAGUCAAAGCUCAGAGAGGGGCUUAGGCUGGCGGGGGAAUCUGGCACACUGAUAGGUAUGUGACACGGGGAGAUUACCUGCCUGGCUUUGAAGAGCCCGGAGAAAACUCUGAUCCACUGAAUGAUGCAGAAGUUGAAGCACACUGCUGCUGCUGCUGCCUGAAAGUACAGUGAACAAAGGCCAUGACAGAGCAGCAGCACACAGCUCUUUGCUUUCAGUGGAUUAAAUGGGAGCAUUUGUUUUUAGUUGGCCAGACUGUCAACAAUUUCUUUAUGAGGUUCACACAAUAGUGCUGGUUGACUCACAUUGGGCUCAGUGUUGGCACUCUGGGCAGAGGAUGCUGGGUGCUAAUCAAGUAGCAGAGAGAAAGAGCUCAUUUCAUGCAUUUGUGAGUGUUUUCCACACUCGAACACUGGAGCUUUUCACUGUAGAUGAUAUUUUUUGCUAGUUUGGACAUUUUUAUACAUAAGGCGCUCUUGUUAAAGAAAGAACUAGCCUCUUCUCCAUAAACUGCUUGCUUCCUGAGAGAUGUGAUUAGGACUUCAUGUUCAGAUGAAUCCUUUUAUAAAGAGGAUUGUAGGUUUUAUUUGAAACCCUGAAGGAAAGAUGCUCUCUGGAUAAAGAUUCUGAUGUCUGUAUUGUAGGAGUAGAAUUAUGAUAGCAUUGUAAGUACAGUACUGGAGCAUGCGUCUUGGUCUGCAUGUAUGCGAACAAACAAAGACUUCUUUUGGAAAAUGAUCUGAUUUUGGAAAGUGCUCCAUUUUAAACCAAUUGUACAGUUUAGCUACAUUACAUCAUUUGUUGUCAUGAAUUGGAGGGCUUUCAAUGCAUUGCAGCUUUAGAUCAGUGUAUUAAGAUGUUUUUGGGCUUAUACAUAAGAAUAAUUAUCUGAUAUCUAUUAACAAAAAUCUGCAGAAUCUUUAAGUCGGGGCAAGAUGUUUAAUUUCAAGUUUUUUGGUUCCUGUUUCUUGUUUCAGACAGUCCAUGUAGAGUGAAAAAAGAAGCUGAAAAUGUCUGUUUACUUGGAUCUGUAUAGUCUGACAAAACUGAGCUUUUUCUUUAUCUCUUUAAGCACAAGCACAACUCUAAGUAGAGACAUAAACAAGAUGAUUUAAAGAUGAUUUAUAAAGUUAGAAAUGAUUUAUUGAAACUAAGAAUGUCCCAAUCUGGAUCAGUGUGGACCUCCAUGACUCAAACUUAAUGACACAAACACACGUGCACAAACAGCCAGAUUACAACAACAACCGCUUUACGACAGCCUACGGCAACUCUCCGGGGCCAGAUAGUUCAAAGGCCAAAUCAUAAACACAGAACUGUCUGUUACACUAACAUUAGCCACCCUGUGGCUAAAAUGUCAGCCGUCUGGAACUCUUUCAGACUUGAUAGUGAAAAAACAGUCCGACAGCCAGUUGCAAUAUUUACAAUUUGAUUGUUUCCCUGAGGUGGUAGCAGUUGGAAAGUAACAGCAGCUGAGUUCAAUAGAAUACAACAGCUAAAAGCAAAAACAUGCAACUGAAUACAACAAUUUUACAAAAGACUGCUGUGCUGAAGCAACAAACUCUUCACUUUAAAAGGAAGGAUAAAUAUCUCGGAGAGAGCAGAAAGACCUAAAAGAUUAGAGAGAGGGUGGUUGGGUUCAUCAUCAGCGUGCUGGUUUUUCCCUCUUUGGAUCCAUGCUAUUUCCUGCCGUCUUGACUCUACAUUUCAGCCACAGCAGAGCUGUUCGGCUAAAUUCUAAUAGGAGGUGAUUUAAAACAUGAUGUGACCACGGUUAGUUUAAGAAUGGACAUUUAGAGCAUUUGAUGUUGUCAUUGCUGAGCCUUACUGCAGACAGGACUGAUGCCUUCGCCUUUCAUUUUAAGGGGAUCCAGAUCAGUUGAUAUUGUCAAAAAAAUUGUACAUAAAAAAACAACCUGUAACCCAAACCUCAAUGUUAUUUUUGAGAUUUAGUAACUGUUUUUUCAAUCAAUCCCAAUAAACUAUUUGACAUGGUCAGUUCAGAUAAGGUCUUGGACAUUGUCUUACAACACCCAUGCCAUUCUUAUGUAUCAUGUCGCCAGUCAGACUCCAGACAAUGACCGGCAGAGGAAGAGGAAGUCUCCAUCAACAGUAAUCCAGGUUUCCAAUAGUUUGCACCAGAAAUAUUGUCUGUCCACCCAAAAAUAGACAGUAGCCAAUGAGUUACUAAGUAGUUAGCAGCCCUUGGGGAAAAAAACCCUGUGAAUUAAGUUUCGCAGGAGAUUAUUAACACCAUAUUUCACUGAUGAAACCACACACAGCAAGGCAAAACACCCCCGAGCUUCAUUUCCAUCACUUUUCUGCUCAUCUUUGGCUGUUUUUCUAGGAUGGUACUGCAUGCUGAGCUCGACCCAGAUCUGUUUUUGCAGCCUCUCCCUAUGACUCAUUGGUUCUAAUGGUUCUCUCGUCUCCUGACUCAGGCAUUUUUUCUGUCAAAAUGGGACGCUCUCCCAGCUUCUGGUCUUUCUCUUCCUCUGUUGCUCCAGCCACAACUGUGUCCCGAUCCUCCUCCUCCUCCACUUCACCUCUCCCCCCUCUCCAGGUUCCAGUCCUCAAGUGCUCCUGCUUCUUCCAUCUUGUUAGUGGAAUAAGAAGCACAUAGCUGUACAAGAAUGCCCUUAUUAGUCAUGUGGGUUUUCUUUUAAUGUGCCCUCUUUCAUUACAAAUUCAUCUUUGCGUUUUUUCUCCCUCUGCCUUUAGGGGGUCUGAGCCCCUAAAUAUCCUGUUUAUUUUUAAUCACUGAUGAUGGGCUGCAGUAUAAUGUGAUAUGAUAAUGGUUACCCACAAAUAUAAACACACAUUUGCUCCAACCACAAACUGAUUAGGUUAUUCAGAGUGCACAAAUUAUUGUAGGGAUGGACAGCAGCUUGUUAAUGAUGACCCAGAUAAUUAGCCCAUUAUCAUUUUCAGCAAAUUAAAUGCAUGUCAGAUGUUGAAGCUGGAUGUUGGCUCAUUAGCUCACUUUAUCCUGUGUGGGUUAUGAUUGGAAGGUGUGGUAUGAAGCCAAAAGGGUGCCAUUAAAUCAUAUUUAUAUACACAGAGAAGACUGUUGGUUGGUUUAUGUGACACGGCCUAGUUUACUGUCCCGGCUUUUCCAAUGUGGCUGAAUUAUAGAGUACCACUAAGAGAUUUAUUUUGAGCUUGAUCUGAGUUUGCAUCCCAGUCAGUUAAUAACACUUUGUCGUUCCAGUCAGUGUUCGCGAAACAAACCCUCAAAUACACAAAUAUACAAAAAGCUCUAUAAUGCACAGCCAUGCAGCUGGCAGAAAUAGGAUUAUUUAUAUUUACUUCAUAUAGAUUUUAUGUCUUCCUGAUACUAAGCUAACUGUUUUGCUUUCAAAUCAUUAGUAUGGCACAGAAAUGCCUGAGCCAAGCAGAGAUUUCUUUUAUAAAUCUAACUUUAAAGUGAUUGCUGUAAAUUUCUGUCGACUUAAUUGGGCUAAUGUGAUUCUCUUCCUCCUUUCUUCCCAGCAUUCUGAUUAUAUGCAUUGGUAUUCAAAUAGCACGCCAAUAUGAGAGUAAGCACCUUUUUUUAAAGCCCCAGCAUGUUUCUUUCUGCUCGGCUGGCUGCCUUUUGAAGCCCACACACCUUGUCCAGAGAGCUACUCCCUGCAGCUGCUGCAGAAUAACAGCAGAGUUACAGCCCUUCCUACAGAACCAGACUCACCACAGGUCCAUCAGACAUACGGGCUCUUUGUCAGCCUCCACAACAUUGAAGGGACACAUCAGCGUUUGAUUUUUAAAGAAAAUCACAGCAGGUUUCAGCGUAUACCUGGGGAAACUUGGGGGAAGGGCCGGCUAAUGAUGUAUCGCCUGCCAGGAUCACAAGCCUGCCAGAUAAACGCUUGUGUUUCAGGCUGGCUUGUUAAAGAAUUGGCCUGAAAAAUCUUUAUAGUGUAUAAACCUGUACUGUGUAAGUGAGAGCCAUCUGUCUGUGUGCAUAUAGAGCUUCUCUCGGGGUUUGCUUUGCUUAUGUGCUAAUGUUAUCUCACCUGAGGUUACACCACCUCUUCUGUUUGAGUGUGAUGCAGGUGUGCUUUAUAUUCAGGAUUUUCUGCCAGUGUUUCCUCUGUGUCCUUCUGUAAACAGCCCACAAUAGCACCACGACACUUCGUAUGGUUAAAAAGUGAAGGACAAAGGGGCGCUGAACUUUAACAUCUGUUUUGUCUACCAUUUCCAACUGUUGGCGUAAAUGUGAGAUUAAGUUUGGUCGUAUUUCAUAUAAAAAGGCUUUUUGUUUAACUUUCAAACAACAGUCAGUAUGAGCAUUCAGCCCAUUUCUGCUGAAACUACCAAUAGCAGAAGCAGCAAAAAUUAUAGUGGCUGACAACUAAUUUGCUAGCUCAUGUCGUGUAGGCAGUAGCUAACUAGAUUAAAGCAAAUAAUACCCUCUGAAAGUGUCACAAGAUAUGAUAGAAAAGUUAUAAAUUUCAGGAAGGCAGUGACAAUUUUACAAACGACAAUAAGGGCCACAUGAAGAGAAAAAAAAAUUACAGGAAGGAGAUUAAAGUCAAAAUUUGAGAUCAAUAAAAUCAAAAUUGUGUCAACACAGUCGAUAUUUCGAGAUUAAAAAUUGAAAUUUCAAGAUUAUGGUUGAAAUUUUGAGAUGACAAAAUGUUGAAAUGUCGUGAAUAAUGUCGCCGAAAAAAGUCGCAUUUUGAGGUUUAAAAAAAUAAAAAUUUUGAGAUCAGAGUCAAAAUUUUUAGGCUAAAGCCAACAUGAAUAAAGUGGAAAUUUCAAGUGUUUUAAAUUUCGACUUUAAUCUCAAGAUUUUGACUUCAAUGUCAAAAUGGAAAUUCGGAGAUUAAAGUUCAAAUUUCGAGAUUAUGAAGUGUCGUGAAUAAUGUCGAAAUAUGAAUAAUGUCGAAAUUUCAAGAUUAAAGUUGAAAUUUCAAGAUUACAAAAUAUCGAAAUGUCAGAGAUUAAAGUCGAAAUUUUGAAGUUGAGAUGAAUAAAGUGGAAAUUUGAGUUAUUAGAAUUUGACUUCAAUCUCUUCUCUUGGCCCUAAUCCUCUUUCCUACAUGUUAGACUACAGUUGAAUAAAUGUUUAUUAAUUUCCAACUUGUAGCAAAUUAGAGCUUCCUGCCCAGUGUGCGUCGAAAUAGAAAAUGGCCUCUGUGUGUCUGCAGUUAAUCAAGGUUCCACAAUAGACCCAGUAUCUUUUAGCAGUCCAGACUGGUUUCUCACAGUGAUGUUUCUUGGACAACUUCCCACUAUGCUCUUACUUGAUGAUGAAUUCACUCGCCUGAAUGGCCCCUGCAUGUCUGCCUGAAUAAUAGCCUCUUUCCUUUUAACAGCAGAUCAAAUUUACAUGUUGUAGACGGUUAUUUUUACCCCUCAAAGGGGGAAACAAUUAGACAGCAAAGACCGGGUGCCGCACUGCCUCAUGAUUUUUUGAUGCUGCUUUAUGAAAUUUUCAGCCCGCCGCCACUCUGAAAGCGCGCUCCCAGAGACAACGUUCACAGGUCAGUGCACUAAAACACGGCCUCUAUCCUUUGGGCAAACAGUCGGUCAGUGCUAGCUGAUGUGGUAAAGCUAUAAGAAAACCACACUGCCAUUACUGUGGAGGGGGUGUGCUGCAUUUUAUAAACCCAGAGGAUCAAAAUCAACAAGGAGUUCUUAAGAAACCAUGGUUGUCUAGGAAGCAAAGAGGAAAAAAUAGAUGCAAGGGGGUGUUUUUUUCUUACCGUGAAAUUUCUUUGUAAUAGUUAUUAUAGUAAACACAUGCACACCAUGAAGCAUAAUUCAUUUCCUUCUAAUCCUAACCUCGGCAUAUCCUCUUUUCCUUGAAGCUUUAGGCCAAAAAGGAGAAUCGACUGCAUAGAAAAUCCAGCCACUGUUUCCCCAUUUGAAGUCUGUUAAAGAAGUUUGAUCAUGGAAAAUGUAUUUCCAGUCUCCAGGUCUUAACAUUUCUGGCUAUAGAUUCCUGGAAUCACCUCCACAUGUGUUUGUCAGAGAUAGCACAGUCAGACACAGCAGGUGUGAAAUGAAAUUGGCUGCAGCGUUCAUUGAUUUAAGCAUUAAAGAAAAAAAGGGAGCAGAUGCUGUCACGAUUUUUUUUCUCUCGUUGAACGUCAGGUGAUCUUGGAUGGUUUCCCACUGAUUUGUCAGAACGGCAGUCCAACAGCGAAGUGGACCAACCUCGUCUUGCUCACCUGGGUUUGACGCUUCAAAUGGUGAAAUGUUUGUGGAUAAAAAAAGACAAUUCAGGCUUUUUUUCCACGAGGGUUUUGUCCCAGAGAAACAUGCCCGGAUCAUAUUUCCUGAUAACACUUGACAGGAGUCAGAUCCCAUGUGUAAUGCCUCAGCACAAAUGUCGAAGCCAAGGUAAUUUUGUGGGUGAUUCUGAAAACCCCUCAGUGUGUUGAGGGUCUCCUGGCUUUUUCCCUCAAGCCAUUCAGUAAAAAUAAUCAUUUGUCUUCCUAACCGGUGGUGCAGCUGUUGGACCCAAACUGGUGCUCUAAUUGGAUAGAAAUCAAAACAGGAUUCAACACAGAAGAGAGAAAAAACAGGACUCUGAUUUCUGUCUUAUAUGCUAAAAUAUGUUUAGUUACAGUCACUGGUCGGACAUGAUCUCAUUUGACCUCACCACAUUAAAAUGAUGCACUAAAGACACAAUGAGGCAGAGGAAGCCAGAGUUGUGAGCAAUUACCAAAACCACUUUUGCUUAUCUCUGCAGGCAGUUGGAAUUGGACAAGCUGUUUUUUUAAUGUAAUGAGGAACAGAUGUCCAAACGUCUCUUUCUAAAAACAUCUCUGGGUUUGGUUUGCUUUCUAUAUAACCACCACAUCCAGAACAGCCCCGACCUCACCCUUGAUAAUCCAGUCUCUACCAUGAGCUCUAAAAACACAGCCUCCAAAUAUUUGCCUGGCUCUUCCUGUGUAUAUAUUUAUUCUGUUGCUUUUGGCACAAACCAAAGAUCUGUUGUGUUUCAGACGAGCGUCAGACCUUGCAGACAGCGGGAGAGUUUUCAAACUUCGACAACAAAACCAUUUAAUGUCUCCUCCUGUUACUCCACAGCUCAUUAUGCCGAAUAUCUUCUGUAAUCUCCUCCUGCUUUGUUCAUAUAUUCUCCAUUUGGAGGCUGGUAUCAACACUAGUCUCAUGUCGGGAAAAUUAAUGAGGGUUUUUUUCUCUCCUCUUUUUUCCGACUUGUGAGCUUGUGUGUUGUUUCUGAUUUCUGUUUUCUUCUGCAAAGACGGUAUCAAUCUGCCAAACUCAUUUGAUGAAAUUUGACAAACUGCUGCUUUAGUUAUCUUGACAGCUGAUUAGCACAUCAAUCACAUUUAAUUCUUGCUCCAGCUCACAGGAUUGCUGUUCCUGACGUCAAGUUUGCAGAGGAGCCGUGUUUCACCAUAGACAUCCCUGCUGUGGUCACUGUUACAGUAGUGGAGAGCACAUAAUGGGCUGUUUAUGUAUAACGGCGAGGUUGCCUCCUGCUAACUCUGCAGUACACGCUCGAAUGCGUUACUCAGAAUUUCAUCACUAUCCUCAAUUAAUACUCAAGACAACAUCAGCAGCAUCUGCUCAAGCAAGACAGUUGUUGAGAGAAUUUUAAAUGCGCUCUGCUGCAGAGUGUUUUUACCAUUCAGAACUUGUAAUCAGCUCCACCAGCAGCUUCAUUAACAACCUUCGGAGGUAAAGUUAAGGCUGCUUUCUUCAUUCUUGUGUUUGAGUCUUAAAUCAAACCAUCGCUUUAUAACAGGUUUGACCUCGGCCUGUCUGAUGUCCCACUGACCACAUUCAUCCCCACACAAUUGUCUCCGAUCCAUUAUGUUUUGCGCUGUAAACCUAUUGACUUGUGUUUCUUCAGGGACCUAAUCUUGGCCCACCUCCAAGCAGCUCAGUUUCCAUCCUCUCCCCAUCUUUCCUCUGUCUCCCAUAAAUCAAUGUGUUGUAAUUGCAUAAACUCCCUUUCCCACAGCUCCAGCUGGGAGGCCGGGAGAAAGUGUUUCCCUAUCGCCAUUUAACCUUAACCCGUGUUCCCACCACCGCCAUGUCCCCAGCUUGUGAAACUUUUAUUUGGGCCUUUAAAUAUCUCUGUUUGCAGACUUUUCUUUUAUUGGUAAUCUUUGAUGUUUUAUGCAUUGUUUUUCCAGGCGGCAGGGCGGUGGAGGUUAUCUUUCUCACAGCUGGUACUGAGUGUUUACAUCUGGCUAAUACACUCUAAGCUCAGCAGAUUAAAUCUCAUUUCUCUGAGUGCUUUUUGUGUUGAGCCAAGCAUGAUUUCUCCUGACGUCUCCCCUCCAGUGGCUCCCUCGGCCUGUCAAAGGAAUGUUUCUUAAAGCGCGCCUGCAUUUUCACAAGAUUGUACCCUGGAAAAGGUCUAACCCUCUUUUUCCACAUUUCAGUCCCUCCUUACCUCCUCUUGGGAGUCACUCACAGAAAGGAGAGCUCGUCAAAUGGUGUCUUUUAACUCUCUGUCCGGUGGGUACUGGACUCAGAGUAAUCCAAUGUGGAGAUCAGUGAGAAUCUAAAGGAUUUUGCAGUGAACUGAAGUCUCACUCACACAGUUCUUUAUCCUGGUUUCAUCUUCUGCUGCUCCAGUAAUCCUCCUACCGUCAGUCUCACUCGGCCCUGCUGAAAAACAAGAGUGAUAAAACCAUUUUUCGGCCCCUCAUGCAGAAGCAGAAAGACAUUUUCAAGCUAUUUGGCCAUUAGCGCAGACAUAUUUGACAGUGUGAGAGACAAAAAGCGUUAGUCAUUUCCGCUGUUCUCUCUAUGUGAUGUUGUGAGUUUGUCACAGCUUGUUACCUGCUAUCACCACAGCUGCCUCAUACAGGCCGGGACACAUGGUGGAUUCAGAGGGUGUUUUUUUAUUUUCUGGUACAUGUGCAGCUUUAUGAGGAGGUCUCAGUGUGGAGCCCUUCUGGGCUGAGGAAAUGAUCCAGAUGCAAAGCUUCUGGCUCUUGUAACCCAGUGGGACACUGUCCCUGCUGCUCCUGUACAACUUACUGCAAGAUCCUCCAAGUCUUAACCAUCUCUGUGAGCAACAACUUUUCUCUUCUAUAAAGUGCUUUUGCAUACUGAUUUUUCUACGCAAAAACUCAUGCUGGUAUUUCUGUGCAGCUUGUAUGAUUCUCUUGGCUUUCAGUCUUGCUGUGCUGCUUUGUGUGUCACAGAAACACCAUGUCUGUUGUUGCCUCGGUAACAUUUACAUACACCUAAAUGCAGAGGACUUGUUUCUAGUUUUUCCUUAACUUGAUAGACAGGGAGCCUCUGGAAGACAAACGUGAACAAAUAAAACUUAGGUCAGUUACUCUGAGGAGAAACAACCUGCAUGUUUUACCAAAAGAUGAGAGGAAGUAGACAUCAGUAAAACUGGUGUAAAAUGUGCAUAUUUCUUUAAAAGAAGGCGUCUAUACACUUUCAUGCUAACUUGUUAAUAUUUUAUGCUUUAACUUAAAAAUUUGACCUUUUCUCUUGUUAACCUGUAUGAUUGUACCUGUAGCUGAUUGUACCUGUAAUAUGCUCCGCCAUAUUAGUAACAAUCAAAAUCUCCAUGCUUGUUUCCUGUUAACAGACUAAGCAGCAGUGGUCGGUGGGUUUCAUCAAGAACUUCACAACUCCAUUUGAUUUUAAUUCCUUGGGCCACUAUUUGAUUGAUAUUGAUCAACAGGCUUCAAUAUCAAUGUAGUAAUGUGCAUGGUUAACAGAAACACCCAGAUCUCUUAUUACAAUAUCUCCUAAUACACAUUACACAUUCCUCACUCAACCAUCUCACCUGAGAAGUGACUUUUAUGACCUGAUGACAGCUUCCUUCGUUUCAACGGCUAGUUUUGGCUUUGGAGGGGCGACCUCUGUUGUGUGUUUUGCGUAGGUAUGACGUAGUGUUGUUCAAGACAGGAUCGUCUUUUAUUGAGCUAUUUUGGUGUUUCUUUUUAUUUAUUAUUUCUUAAAUUUCAUUUGUUUUUAGAUUUUAACCUAACCUCUAUAGUGUUUCCUUAUCUUUAAUUUUAAAACGGCGCUUUCUCAGUGCGCACAUUCCUGUUUCUAUGAAAUUGAGCCCUUUUCAAGUGAAUGAAUUUUAAUGUUUCUGUUGUGUUAAGAUCACGGGGCGGGAAUGAGGGGUUGGGUUGGAGUAAAUUCAGGUAUUCUUUGUUUCUUUUAUUCCUCUGCUGCGUAAGACACUUUGUACUACAUGGUUUUGUAUGAACAGUGCUAUACAAACGAAGACUGAUUGAUUGAAGUGUGUUUACCAUCUCACCGACACUGUGGUGUCCUUACCGAUGAAGAUCGCCACUGACUGUAAUCCCUCGCGCAUGUACAGAGCUCGACAGCAGUUUAAAGACAAACAUGUUAUGAAGCUGAAUUUGUUUGUGAUCGGGAAGUUUAGAUUUAGCCAUAGGUUGCUAAACCUCAGUAGGUGUCCUGUCCAUUCAGAUGGUUGCUGGGUAGUUUUUAUUGUUGCAGUAUUUUAGUAGGACCUCACAGAGCUCACACACCUCGUGAAUUUUAUUGACUUCUUCUGUUCAAGUUCAUCAUCCACAUCCGAACAUCAGCUUUAAAUGUUGUAGGCGCUCACUUUACAUUACUACCUGCCAUUGUUGUGACUGUUUUUGUUGUUGAUCUAUAAAAAAACAUUGUUCAGUGAAAAGGGGCUUUGUGCAACGUGAAUCACAGUAGGGCAGAACCCUCAGUGCCUCCGCAGGAGCCGGUGCUUAAUUACAACAGAAAUAAUAGAUUACAGAAGAGUGUGGAUCAAAACUGAAUCUGGAAUAAAUAUAUUGCAGUGCACGGGUAAAUUGGGCCUGUUUCAUAAGCAGUAAAAAUCUCCUCACAGGAGCUUUAAGGUUUUACUAGUUCAAUAGUUUAUCGAGUUAUGAGCGACUCUUUGGUGCCUCUCAAUCUGCAAUAUGACACCUGGGGAAAAUUCCAGGUAGAUUGGAUGCAAAGCCUGCUGGUAUUAGCUUUGUUUGUCAGAUGAAGCAACAGGUUGCUUCCUGUCCUCGUAUGUGUUGUUUAUGAAAGAGUAAAUGGCUGUAUUACUGCAAUGAUUACACACUGCCAUGAAAGAGUUGUGAAAUCCAAAAUACCAGCAGACCUCGGAUAUAAACUGGGCAGCGAUCCUGCCAUCUGCCUCCAUGAAUGAGUGUUUGGACUUGUGCGUAGUAAUGUGACCCACAUGUUUGUGCUCAUAAACAAGGAAGUCGUUGCGUUGUUCCAGCCCAGUAUUUACACUGUUGUUUCCCUUCAUCUGAACGUGGUUGAAACAACAAUUCUGUGCCUCAGAUAAGUCAAAUGAAAAUAUUUUUCUGGGUUUAAUCAAUCAAUUACAGACACUCAGUGGUAGUAUCUGAACCCUGGAGUAGUGGGUAAAUACAGAGGAGAGCUCUGCAGCGUGUGCUCAGUUAGGUAUGCAGUGAAAACCAUUAUCAAUGGGAACCAGACCUAUAGGGCUGAACUUAUGUUAAACAAGCAGGCUGAGAUCAGUGCCCCUCAGCCCACUUGCAUCAACGUUUGUUUUUUAAACUCUUCAAAACCAUGUGAUCGACAGGAACUGCCAAGUCAUCAUGUAGCAAAAUCAAGAUGAACAAAAAGCCAGUCGUCACUGUUUUGGCUUUGCCUUUUGUGUUCAUGAACAAAAGCUUUGGUUUUACUUGUGGUGGAGUCCUAACUCAAAGCCCCUCUUCCUCUGGUUUUCAUUAUAAAAACAAGUUACAUGCGGUCCCAUUGAGCAGAGAACCUGUUUCCAUUUCUUAUAUUUCUUUUGCUUCUAGAUGUUUAUCACAUUGUUACUUGGUAAGCAAACUAUCUCAUACUGUUUUAGCAGACAAAAGCAGCAAGUCGAGGCCGUGUUUAAGGCAGACAAUAUUUUUACUGGUUAUAAAACAAGCAAAGACUGCUCCUACAAAUGCUUAGCCAUUUUGAGGGUACUCAGUAACCUGGAGUAGUUUUUGUUCUGAGUGGGUGGUGAUCCUCUGGUGCUAUCUAUUGUACACGCUGGCUCACAGAUUUGUUAUUUUUUUUUAGAGCACUUGGGGCCUUUUUGCAGUUUUUUAAAAUUAUUGGAUAUUGUGAAAUGUUGGUGUUAAAGACGGUUUAUAAACAGCCAUCUGCUUAGCCAAAGUCUACUUUCAUGAAAUCACCUCAUUGUCCUGUCAGUCUUCCACUUUGAUGUGAGUACAAAUUUUUGGUGUUGUCUUUGCCGUGCGCUUCGAUCGUCAUCCUCGCUCCUCUCUAAGUUUGAGGUUCUGUGAGCUGUAAACUGGGUGAUUCUCAAGCUUUACUGGGUUUUAGGAUUUAACUGGGAUGGAAAUGUUUAUCGGGCGAGUGUUCGACAGCUCGCAGGGCCUGUGGCUGGGUGGGGAUCCGGUGAAGUAACUGGUGAGAACUUACCAGCCCCAGCCCCCUCCUGUGUAUGCGUGUAGUACUGAACUCCUACCUUGCUUUGGAAGGCUGCACUGCUGGUAUCCUUGCUGUGUUUUUGUAACCCUCACUUGCUCACUUGCCUUGCUCUUAAUUGUAUCCCACGGGGGCCCCAAGCUCUCAGUAUUCUCAGCCUUUCCUGUCCCUUGUUCUGAUCCUCCCCCUCUUCCAACCUUAGCCCCAUCAUCCCAAUUCGACAGGUCUUUCCUCUUUAAUCGUCCGACUUCAAAGCGGUGUUGUGAUGCCCCCUAGGCCCCUCCUUCUGCUCCUCAGAGACAGGAGGGGGGCUAGCCUUUGGGGCCUGGGAAGUAGGGUGAAAGUGUGAUGGUGUAUGAGGCGGCUAGUUAAGUUAGACAGACACGGGUUAAAGAAAAUAACUACAAGUAGUCCGGCUGCUGUUCUUCAUCAACGUGUCACCGCAGAGAAGUUGGUGUUGUGUAAUCGUAGAGGCAGGUUGCAGAUGUUUAAGAGGGUCCGCGUGAGUCACUUUUCAUCGUUCUUUGAUGGGGGCGUCUUUGUUGAGGUGAAAGAUAGGGGCAGUGCAAAGAGAAGAGGCCUGGCUAAUGUCUGCCGCUGACUUACCCAAGAGGUGGACACAGAGUCAGCUUUCAUCAGGAUCAAAACAGCACUUUAUGAACACAUUUCUCUGAGCUGCUUUCGUACUGGGGUACCCAUUUAGCUCCAGAGAAUUAACUCUGAGAAAAAAGAAAGCUGCGAAAUGAGUUUGAUCUGCAUGUUUUGGCUGUGAUAAGUGUGCUCUUCACACGAGUGUUGCAAUCCUGCCUGGUGUGUAACCUUCUGUAGUGCUGAGAACAAAGGAAAGAGUGGGUUAGCUGCAGGCUAAGAGGAUAGACUGAGUGAUUAAUUGAGCAAUGCCCCCUGAUCAGAGCCGGGAUUGUUUCUCCAUCACAGGGGUUUAUCUUUAUCUCUCCUGUUUGACUCACACUGUUACACCAAUAAAUCCAGAUGGGCUCAGACUAUAACUCAUAAGCAGAAAGUGGCUGCUCAGGAGAUAUAUUGCUACCGGUAAUUACCCUCAUCCUCAUUUUUUAAUAUUACAGCAAGAUGUAUAUUGACUCUGUCAGAACGCACUUGGAGUUCACUCAGGAGAGCAGACACCUGGAGCUGCAGGUUUUCUUGUAAUUCAGCAUGUUUGUUUCAGGAGCGUAAAACGGCCCCACAGGUCGUUAUCUAUAAAUUUGGAGUUGCCUGUCUACGGCUCAGAGGUUUUCCUUUGUCAACACUGGUGAGAAAUUGAGGUCAAACCCAGCUGCGAGGUGAAGAUGGAAGAAUUGUCACUUCCUCCUUUGUUUUUUUCCCGUCCCAAGAGGAAGUGUCACGGAUCAAAUUCCGGCUGUUCCCUGACAUCUGACACUGCCCGCCUGAUUGGCAGGAAGAGGUGACUUGAGGAGAUGAAAAAAAACCAAAACGAGUCCCAAGCCUAUAGCGCUUUAGGUAGAGACUGCUGUAUGUACUUAAUAGAAGGUUUUUUCAUUCAUGCAUCUGAAAAAAAGUAGUAUUGUCUAAUAUUGGAUGGUGCUACUUCUCUGAGAGGCAAGUGUGCUCCUUGUGGCUCAGGCCAGCUGUUGCUCACUGUUAGGUACCAGACAGACGAAAAUGGAAUUACAUGGUGAACAAAGUUGCACAAAUGUGGAAUUAAUUUAUCAGAAAUUGAGGAAGAGUUAUGAUGCCUAAUUUUAAAAAGUAAUAGUUAUCAAAGCAGCAGCAUGUUCUUCCUUGGGCUGCGUCACCCCGCUGCGGUAAUGGACUCGCCCGGAGGUCUCCGUGCAAACAAGCGGCAGCUGGAAGAGAGUAGGUGAGUUGUGUUUAGUCUCUUUGCUAAAGAAAUUAGGCAAAGUUAAAAAGAUGUUUGGUGGCUAGUGCUGUGGAUGUCCUGUUGAUGAAGUUAGCUGCUGUUCUGAGCAUUAUUUGUGACUAUAGAGUGGCUUUUUGUGUAUUGCUAUCGUGCGGUUGUUGCUUAAGUUGAUAUAACUAGAGAAGCAAGUGGUCGGUAACAUUCAUCUCUCGAGGGGGUGUCUAACUCGGUGUUACGGUGUGUCUUACCCUAACUUUAUUUUAUGCCGAAAUAUCCCUUUAGAUGUUGUCUUGGUGGACAUAACAUUUGGUCUUUAGUCUUUUUCUUAAAAUUAGUCAUGAAAGGUUUUUUUUUUUUCUCACAAUCAGGGAUUUCCUAGCUAAUAUGGUAGUUUAUGAAUUGUGCUGGCAGAUAUUUUGUGUAUGGUUGUUGAAAGGGUUACUCUCAAAACAUGGUAAAAGUUUCAAUGGAAGGGUUCAAGUACAAGAAAAGAAGAUUCCUGCCAAUAACACCAGUCAGCCAAGUCAUUCCUCAUUCAGAAAGAAAUGUGUGCAGUAGAAAAACAAACAUUAACAGAAAACUUGAAAAAUGUCCAGGUUUCUCACCACUGCAGAAGAAGCAUUCAGGGCCCAAAAUAUUGGAUCCAACCCAAAGCAGCAGUGGGAAAAUUUAUAAAACUUCACUAGUGAAUAAAUCAUUUUGUUUAAGAGAGAGAGAGACCCUAGAGAAACCAAAACAGUUUAACUCUGAAACCCCUGAGAAUAAUUACACCAAAUAUCCAAACUGAUACUUUCAGAAAAAAGCUAAACAAAGAGAGAGCACCAACACUGCAGCAGCAGGAAGUCCUAAUUUUACUCCCUGAACAAUAUAAACAAAACAAUUUGCAGCCAACUGGGCGCCAGAAAGAAUAAUUUUCAAGCAAUUUAGAAUCUGUGAAUCAUAUUCCAAAAAGUGAUUAUCAUUUAAAAGCAUGAAUUUCUCUCAUAUCACACUUACUUCCUAAAACCCCCCACUGUGUUUUUAAUGCACUAUGUGAUCUGGGCUGAUACAGUUCAAAACAAUCCAGAUCAAUUUGUUGGAACCACUGAGAAAGAUUCAAGACUAAUGGCAGACAGAGUAUAAUUAAGACUCAGUCUGACUGGGGUCCAUAGAGUAAGGCCUUAAAGUCAAGUUAGACUCCUGUUUCACACGCUGGUUACUGUGUGGUGAAUAUUAAACGACAUGUAGAAGUACAAGAAAACCAACAAGGGGCACUCUAAUAAAAUCAGAGGAGUCAUUUCUUCUUUUUCAUUCUUUCACUUUCCUCGGACGCCUCGUGAUUUGCCGCUGAGCUGCUGGCGAUAACUACAUCACAUACUGUAUGUAGAAGCAUGUAAUUCAUAAUGUGCUACUGUCUUGCACACAGGAUAGAUGUUGGUGAUGCAAUGAUAUUGUCAGAGCCUGAAAUAUCAGCCUAGCUUAAUCAAUUACUGGCUGCCUUGAUGUUUAAAUUGCCCGCAGUGCUCGUGGGCUUAAAUGUCAGUGACUAGCUGGUGAGAGAGAUUUAUUUAACAGCAAAGCCAUUGAGCAGAUGUAGAUGAAACCUUUCUUCUGGUGCCGAGUUGUCCCACGCUUUGUCGGACCCUCAGUGGCCUGGCCUUUAGAGUCCCCCCUCGAGGUUUCAUCCUAUUGUUGUGCUUUCUCAGCCUUCUGCGCCGAUCUCUCUUCUCAACGCCCCCCCCCCUCCCAUAACCGAUUCAGUGAGUUUCUUGCUAUCCGAUUGGUGCUCCACUUUCCUGUAAAUAGGUUUCCAUGGGAACCAAAAAUAAUGCAGACCCUCAACACUGUUGCUUUCCAACAGCUAAUAGCUCUCUAAACAGGGGUCCAGGAGAGGCUACCUCUGCAACAGGCUCCAGGGUAAAAUAUGGACACUCUGGUUCUCAGCACCACAUUACAAACAUGAGGAUAAAGAUUAUAAACUCAUGUGCUGCUGUCAACACAAACCAAAACAAUAUGGAUAAAAGUGUUGUUCUGCUCGGGGAUAGGUUUUCUUAGACAUAUGUUCAAUAUUUUGUACUUGACUCCUUCUAAUAAAUCUCUGUUCUUUGGCUCUCCGUGCAUGCACGGCCACUGUGGAGAUGUUAUUGAUCUCCCGAGCAUGUGCUUUAUACAGUGUGAAGUCAAGGCUCUGUGAUAAGGGAGUGUAUCAUUCCAGUGCAUCUCCUCUCUUCACCGAUUUGUCCUGUCCUCACUCAGGCUCUGAUUGCCUUUGCUCGAUGUAAUCAGAGUCUUUCUCUAUUCUGUAUGGGGGAGGUUGUGUUGCCGCUGCCACUGUCAGUUGGAUUCUGCUUCCUGGUGAAUCUGAUGUCUGCUGGCAAUAUGGUGUGUCGGCAGGAAGAUGUAGCUGGCUCAAUCAGCCAGAAAUACUCCUGGGAUAUUCUCCAUCCUCAGCCCCUGUCAGAGUGGGAAAAAAAAAAAACCUGCCUGUAUUUCACCAUCUAAUGUGGCAAGAACUCGCUGCAUGCUGUUCAUGCCUCCGUAGGCAGCUCUCCACCAUAUUUGAUGCUGCAUAGUUGUCACUGCCAGAGCUUUGAAACCAGCUCCAAAGUAUUGUCAGUCGAAUCCGUGCAGCCGACUAUUUUUGCACAUCGGGCCAGGAAUACGAGGAAUACGAGCGGCUUAAUUGGCUCUCAUUGCUGCAUCGUUAUAUUCGGCUGAAAGACACUUGUGGCAAAGCACUUUAGAAACAGGGAAAAGUUUAAAGUGUUUUUAUGGUCAUUAGCCACACUUGGUUGGAGACGUAUCGCACGUUGAUGGUUAAAGCCAGCGCUGUCUGGUGAGUGAGCAAGGUAUUCUUAUUCGAGUGAAUAAUGCAUGAGUUCAGACACUCAUCAAGGUCACAUCAGAAGCUGUAUGAGGAGACUGUAGUCUGUUGGAUCUUCCAAUAAAGGAUAAUUAACCAAGUGAGAGCAUAGACGAGUUCUGAUACCUCAAGGCAGACAUUAAAAUUUUACCUGCUCAAAAUGCAGGCCUGGACUGCUACUAUGAAGACUGUACAUUUUUUUUACACUUUCCAUGUUAAUUUUGCCUUCAGGCUGAGAGGGGAAAUAUUCUCACAGAUAAAACCCUCUUGCAGUCUUAAAUUAGCUCACAGCUUGAAGCGAGCGCUUCAUACAUAAUAAAUGCAAACUCUGUCAUUUUAAGUGUCCUAGAAUUUUUAUUUUCAGUGUUUUCCAAAGCUCUGUCUUUUUCUGCUCCAAUGACUUAUGCAUACCAAGACAAAUGUGCCACUUUUGUGCCUCCUCACCGGUACUUCACUGUUUAUUCAUCUCAUUAGCUCCAUCCUAACCUCUGCUUCUCUGCCUGUGCUUGUGUCCAACAGCCCAUGAAAAAAGGAGAGGAGAGAAAAGCGAGAGAAGUCAUCAGCUUCACCUGAACAAAGAGGCACAAGCGGAUACUCAUGGUAUGGAAACAUUUUAUCUAUUAAUAAAGCAUACAUGAUGGCAGUGAGGAAAGCCUGUGAUUUUCAUCUUCAUUGCUUAUCCCUGUGUGAAACACAUUUCUUCACUCUGGUUUCCCACAGCUUUUGUAAUUUCUGGCUUCUGCAAUGACUGAUUUCCACCAGAUCCAGCAGUGCUUCCACUCCAGCAGAAACAUGUUAAAUCAGCGAAAUAAACAGCAGAAAGCCUUUGUUGACAGACUCUUUUCAGUGAGAUGCUGACAGCACAGGCGCAAAGCCAUUGUUGCCAUUAACAGGAGGAGCACUGCUGGCGAGAGCCAGAGCGUGAAGCGGGUCCUGCAAACAGGCAGACAAGUGCUUUUGUCCCUCAAGCAUCACAGCAGGCCAGCACCGCUCUUUGUUAUCCUCUGAUUUGCAUUGGCAUUUGUAACAUUAGUAUUCCAGGCACGGCUGAGCAGUAGACAUGUAUAGAUUGAGAGGUUAAAGGGGAGUUUGGACCCAGACACAUCAGCUUUAAUUAGUCAUAGCAUAUAAGCAUAAAGACUACAAAAACAGACAAGUGAAGUUAGUGUCAAGUGAAAUCCUUGGGACAUUUUUAAUAGGUUUAAACACAAGCUCAAAGCUUCCCCCCUGUGCUAAUCAUGAGACAGACUGAACUUGGAAAUGAUUAAAAAACACGACCAUUGGUGACAAGAUUCACUGUUAUCAUAAAAGUUAUAUUUAAUCCCUGAAAUCAGUGCUGUGGGAUAGGUGACUUACAGUACAAUGCAUAAGCAGACUUUUUUACUGUUUACUCAUGGCAAAGAUGAACAUUCUCAAUUAAUGAAUCAAUUGACUUUCAAAAUAAAUCAUGAUGAGUCUUUUUGUUAAAAAACAAAUCUAUACAUGUAGAGCUGAGUUGUGGCCCCACGCACAGAGACGGUUGUCCUUUAAGCACUGACUCAGCUCUGCCCCCAAAUCAACACCAACCAAAAGUUUUUCUCUGAAGCUUUUUAGAAUAAAAUCUGGUUUGUUACAAUUUAAAGGGAUAUUCUGGCGAAAGUUUAAAGUCAUGGUCAAAACACCGUAACACCGAGUGAGACACUCCCUCAAGAGAUGAGUUUUGCUGACCGCUAGUUACUCCAUCUUGACUGCACGAUAGCAAUGUGUCAAGUUAAGCUUUCUAAGUUUGAUGCAUAAUAUUGGAAAUGUAAAACUUAAAAGUGUUAAAAAACAGAAUUAUUUAGAUAGCCAUACCAAUUUAUGACAUGGAGAAGAAACUAAUUAUGAGGAAGAUACUAUUUUCAAGUAAGCCCAACAUUUUAGCUAAAAACAAUGCUUCAAAUAGGUCACUAUGCUCCAACGAGCAGUACUGCCACUUCUAAAUGUGUCCCUUUGAAAUGAGACUCAACUGCAGCUCUGAUGACUGAUAACAUACAUGUUGCCGUGUUGUACCAGAAAGCAACUGCUCCUGGGUUUUAAUCAGAAAAUCAACCUUCCCAUGUUUGUCGACAACAGAUUAGAAAACAGUGUCAUCAAAAAGUGAUGGAUGUUUUGAUUUCAAUCGUGACCACCAGGUAAACUCUAUCUACAAUAAAGAAACCCAGUUUGUCCUGUCAGAGGGUUAUUUUUUUUUCAGAUUUGGAGGAAAUUUAGUUCAGAUGAAACAAAAACAUUCAUUCAGUUUUCUCCUAAAUCCUUCAUACAAUCCAAGUCUUCUUGUCUCACAGUUGAAUUAAUAAUCACAACAGUUCAAGGUGUUUCCACUGCAGGGAAAAACAAGCCGAGAUAAAAGACUACACUGCAACACAUUAGCACACUUCUGGUUUAUUUCUAUGCUGGUAUCGGCAGUGUACGUGGUUUCUCUUUCAUGUGAGGCUCCCACAGAAACACAAACAUUCACACGUUCUAUCCUCAAGGCUUGUUUUAAUCUUUGCAUCAUGCUGGAGUCCCUCGUCUGAAAACACAAAUUGGGUUACGAUGUUCUUUUUGCUGCUUGGCUUUUUUCUUUAGGUGAACCUUAUCUGAGUGUAUACUGGGUUUAGAUGUGAGUGUACUAUAAAGUAAAUGAUAAAGCAGCUCCUGGGCUCUGGUUAGAGGGAGACUGGCUUUAUUCUAUCUGACAUUUGCCCUUGAAACAUUGUGUGAGUGAUCGUUCAUUAGACAAAUGGCAGGCUGAGCUGUGCCCCCGUCGUAAAGUGCUCGGCUUUGCUCCCUUUUGUUUUCUAACAGGAACUAGUGCUGAGUGGAGAUGCUAAACACUGCUCUGCAGACAAAGGCCACUCUCACCCCAUAUCCGGGUUACCUUGGAAACUAGGAACCUUAUCAAGUGGUUGGAAAAAUUCCAGCAUGUGCUAAAAAAAACACAAAACUUUAUAUUUGAACCAAAUGGAGGUCGAAACUCUGAUCAUUUAUAACAUGAUAGUGUUUUUUGUGUGUUCUUCGGCAGGUUUUAGUGAUAUAUUUACUUACAUUGUCUGUAUUUUGUGCUGCUGUACAUAUUUACACCCCCAAAGUGUCCUUUUGUGUUUAAUCCCCUGAGGUUAAAGUGUUGUCUUUCCUCAAAUCUCCCAUUGUUUACUUCUGCAGAAGCCAUCUGUGAUGGGAACUCUCUUUAUGUUGAGAUCUGGCAGAGACAACAACAAGCUCAGUUGAGUUAGAAAAAAAAAAUUGAGAACAUGGCCAGCCAAUCAAUUAUCUCGCCUGAGGGUCAUAUGCUGGAUGUUGAAGAGACAGUGAGAUAAUUGUUUGUGUUUUUCAAAAAACUUUUUAUCAGAAAAGAAAUAUGUAGACUAUUUUUCUUGUUACUCUGACAUAACUGGAGAAUUUUGGCUGCUACUGUGGGGGAAAAACCCACUGGAGACAGAAGAAGGCAGGACAGUAAAUGUAACAGUAGGAUUUCAGAGAAAUAAUUCCCCCUGUUGUCACCACAGUAACUACUGAGCACUUAGUUUUGAAUUGAGUUAUAACUCAUUUUUGUGGAAAGCCCCAAAGGCAGUGUGUCAUCCUCCAAAGCUACCCGUGGGAAAAGUCAAAGUCUUAACGGGUGGCGGCACAGAAGUGUUUAUGUGCUCAUUGUGUGCUGCUACCACAUGUCCUCGCCGCCAGACAAGCGGCGGCCUGAGAGCUGGAACUCCGAGCAAUCAAUGCAUCAUUGAGCAUGUGUGCCUGGGCUGGGGUAUUGAUCCAGCCCUGCAAAGCCAGUUUGUAUCUGCACUCAGGCAGAUAGAGGUGCCGACACAAUUAAGUGAGAAUCUGUGUUUUGAGAAAGCAUGGAUCACACACACACACACACACACUCUCACUGUGUUCGAUAGGAGCCCAUAUGAGCACAUCUCAAUCACAUGUCCUCUAUCAGUGCACUGCCCCCUUCAAAUCCAUCUCAUCUAAAGGAGCCGGGGGAUCGAUAUCACUGUAGGAGUAUGGGACGCAAAUGUUAGUCCUGACCGAACAGCUGGAUGCGUGCCCAGUCAGGAUGCCAGGAAUGUGGCCUGCAGUGCUGUUUGACAACACAUGGCCGCUCUGUUCCUGACUGAGCAUUUGUUCACUCUGGGAGUCGUCUCUAGUUAAUCAGCCUGUUGUUCAGGAGUGUGUCAGCUGCCCGGUCAGAGGACUUCUGCCCUCGGGGGAUUCACACAAACUCAUUUCCAAACUGAAUGGGGACAGAAGAGCGCCACUCACAGGUUCAGAUAAGAACUGCUCGGGAUUCACAGCACGUAUGUGAACAAUGGGCUGAAAUGAUAAAUGGCUUUGCAAAGCAGAGUGAAUUCAUCCGAGACUGCCCACUUUUUUAUUGUUUGUUUUGUGGUGAACUAGCAGUACCCAUAAUGCUGAUAAUGUUCACCACUGCUGUAUAUGUUCUGCAAACAGGAAAAAAAGGUCAUUAAAUCAAGUCUGCUGGGGAGAUGCAUAUUUCAACCUCAUGACUCUAACCAACAUUAGGACCUUAGCUUCGAGCCGAAACAGUUCCUCCAACUUCCUAACCCAGCUGAGUUUGUGCGCUCCACUCUCUGUGUGAGCUACACCCACACACACCCUGUGUUGCUGCGCUGCCUUUGAGCUACAUUCAUACACUUUCUCUCUGUGGUUGUUCCCUGUUGUCUGCAAGCUGUAUGCCAUCUAAAGCAGCAUACAGUGUGCUAGCUGCUUAGCAUUCAGCACACUUCAAAGCGCCUCAGUGUGACAGCACAGCCCAGGGCUCAUUCUCUCCUAAUUGGAGGUUCAUUAAGGGACAUGGUGCGCCUCAGGGGAGCCCUGCUCACUGCCAGAGAAGCCUGUCUUUAGUCGGAUUUUGGGGUGUUUACUUGCUGCGGCUGAUUUAGGAAGUCAUGGAGAAAUAUGAAAAUGGGGUUUUAAUUGAGAUAAAACUUGAUGUGGCAUGCAUGCGGCCGCUCAGUGUCAUUGUCGAAUGGUAUUAGCGCACUCUGGAGAGUGCUUUCGAGUGACAUCCAGUAGACAGAAAGCACACCUGCUCCCAUCACAUUAGGAGCCAGCGGACAAAAUGUGCUGUCCUCAGGGGUUCAACUACAAGUGAUCAUUUAGAGGGUCAAUGACAUUUAAAGGGGUCAAGUUCCAGCCCUUAGAAUCUCAACAGGGUUUUGCUGUUAAUGAUUAUUUGUUAUGCAGGCUCAUGCCCAGGAUGAAAUGAAUGGGCUGGUUAUUGGAGGCAGGGGUUGGAUGGCGACAGUUUAGUGAGGAGCAGACACAGUGUCCUUGUCUUGCUGAUCCAUUCGUCCGGGGCGGUGGCCAGUGGAGCGAGGGAAUAUGGACUCACUUCAUUAAUCGUGCUGAAAGUGUCAACUUCAAGGAGAACUACCCAAGGGUGUGCUAUUUAUAUAUAGAUGGAGGACUGCAAAUGUGGGGCUACAUCUUCCUUAUCUUUUAAUUAUAGUGAGUUGACAUGACCAUCGUGGUUGAUUGUGUGGAUGCCGGGCAGGGAAGUGGAGGAGAAAACCUUCUGGUCUUCUGAGCGAGGCAUGAAAAAAGAUGCCAUUCCAGAAUUCCCCUCUCUCAUACUGAGAAGAAUUUAGGUCAGAUGGUUUUGCCCUCAUUACCCAGCUCUGGCUUCUGCCGGAGCGAUGAAGCUGAUGUAGGAUCAGUUCUCAUUAAACCACAAUCAAACUCAACCGUGCCAGACUCUACAAACCCAAGCUGGCUGUGGAUCAGUCUUCGCCAGGAGUAAACAACGGCGUCUUAGUGCUGUUUGGCAUUUCAGCACGUCAGAAACAGGAGGUGCAGCUGACAGCAGACGGAGUUGGCAUUUGUAUGAUACCUCAGGGCAAAGGCUGACACUUUGGUUUGUCAGAUCGAGGAUGUCCAGACAGUUUAUCAAGCUAAUAAACACAUUGUCUUCAUUUCCAGCAGUGCAGUAUUCCUCUCCGCUCUGUGUGUGUGUGUCAUGUUUGUUUAUAAGAGGUUGGUUUUUGCCUGUGAACACAAACAAAAGCCACAUUAUCUUGACAUGUUGCUUGCCCUCGCAAAGCGGUGCACCUGAGGAAGAUCUGCUUUUAAUCUCAGAGUAAUUUGUCCGUGUUUUUUCAAGGCCGCAGCUCCCGGAGUGUGAACCACGUUCCCCUUGUCCACAUAAUGUUCUCCGCAGAAUACUCACUGAGAAUUAGCGGUCUGAUAUCUGCGGCCGGGCCGUGAUCGAUGAGGACCUGCGCUCCCGUGGGAGACAUGGGAAAGACCAGUUUGUUUACUCUGCACUUUCUCCAGGGUCUCAGUGGCAGUUUGAUUUAUACUACGCUGCUUUGCGCCUCAGCGUUUUUUUUUUCUUUUUUAUUGGAAAGCCUGGCUAGUAGUCCAUUUCAUUCUUAAGCAGCCCAUGCAUUUUAAUGCAGAAGAAGAAAAUUGGCUCCAGAUCUGACAGUCGGUUCGACCCUGGGAUGGGAGCGAAGAGCAAAAGAGUGAAGCUGGAAGAGAAAUCAGACGUUUUGUUUGGAGAAUGAGAUGUGAGCUCAGCCCUGAGAGUUUUUCCAGCUGACCCCUUUCCUCCCUCCUUCCUCCCUCCUCCUCUGUUCCACCUCUUCAUCCUUUGCUCCAGUAAAUACAGUUUGCACUCUUCACAGGGACCCCGGCCUGACUGUGGGGAGCAAGAGGGAUGAGAAAGAGUCUUUUCUGAUGCUUUUCUGUUGGACUAUAAUGUAUGCAAAUCUCAAUUAAGACCUCCUGUGCCCUCAUUAUAGGGCUUAGGAAAGGGACGGGUUAAUUAAAAUCCCUUUCAGGCGAAGAGGAUGCCGGUUUCUCUCAGAGUACCACCAGGAGGGUGAUCAAUACCUAAGCAUAUCAUUAUGAUUUAGAGGAGGUGUUUAACUAUAGCUCUAAAUCAAUUUCCCUGUGUCUCGGGAAGGGAGGAGGCUAAAAAAUAAUAAGCCCACAGGGUGGUAAAGGGAAGGAACUGUUCUUAUAUUCUAUGUCAACUCGCUCCCACAGCAGACAAAGACUGCCUUCACAUCUUUAGCAUUGUUCCAGUUUAUUGUCGCAGCAGAUUACACAAGCCUGCGAUGGAAAUAAAUAAACUUUCUCUGGAGCUCACAGCACAUUGAAAAUAAACACAAAACAAUAAAAAAGAAAAAUAGACUCCAAAGAUCUGGGUUUGACCUUCUUUUUCACACAGUUGUCAUACUCAUGUGAAAAAUUGUUUUACAAUCAUUGGAGAAGCGCUAGUUUGAGACAGUUGUGAGUCUUAUCUCGUGGGAGUAUAAAUGAGUUUCUUAAAGGGUGAAAGGGUCGGUACUGAAUUACAUUUGAGUGACAGCAGAAGCCCUUCACCCUUUCUAAGACGAGCAGGAAUCAAAGCUGGCAUGAUCGAUCAUAGCCGAGCUUGUCUGCGGCCUCAGAGCAGCGGAGAGCUGUCUGACAGCACAACAGGCACGGGAAAGACUGCCUGGAGAUUAGGAGAUUACAUCUGAUGGACGUGCUGCGGAGCGCAGGCUAAAGGAGUGAAAAGGCGGCAUUUUAACUUCUUUGUCUCCGGUUCAGAAGUGCCAGUGUGUUGCUGCUGAGAUGUGUAAAUCUUUUUUCCAAACUCCUCAGAAGAAUGGUUUUUAAAUCCGCCUGUUACCCAGCCUCAAUCCUGGCUAUCACUACGGGAGAGCAAAUUAAUAAUGACUACUACAAAGCAGAGAGUGCCGGGUCGUUUCUGCCAAAUAAUUAAUUUUCCCUUUCGACUGAGACUGCAAUUAUAGCCGCUCCACAGAUUGUUUCCACUUCAGUUUUUUAUAGAAUACGUGGAAAAUGAUUCCCCCGUCGAUUCCUUUUCUCCCUGAGGGGAAAGUCUGCUUCAUUUGCAGCUUGGUAGGUUAGACAAAUGCUUUAAUAGAGGCUCUGCGGUGCAUCAGAUUUGCACAGGUAUAAAGGGUCACGGACACUGAGACAGCCAUGUUGUCCCCUAAUGCAGGGCAGGCUUUCUUCAUUAACCAGAAGUGCCUCCACUCAUCAGGGAAAGUGUGUUGAUGUCAGGCAGAGGGCUCCUGCCUCUCAUUACAUUAGGAAGAAGAAAACGGCGUAGGCCAUACGUUGUUGGUUAAUGCACACUGGCCCCCCAGCUGUAUCCUUAAAAUACUCUGAGGGAGACAGGCCCUGAGGUCACACACGCCCAGGGGACUCCAUCUGUCCAGAGACGUGGAAGUGCUGACUGGAAGUCAGGCCAUCUGACUAGGAAAGCACAUUUUCAAUUACAUAAGUUGUCACAGUGUGCAGUGAGAUGUGUUGUGUCAGGUUGGGCUGACACAAUGAAGCCCCUACUUGUAGUUACUUAAGCAAUGCUGAGAAUCUAUGGUGGGUACAGUGCGCCUGAAGGGAUAAUUCAGGGAUUUUUAGCUGAAACUGGUCCAAAUGAACUGACAGGCCCAUGUGUGAAUGUGUGUGUGCCGAAUGUUUGAGUGGCAGAACUCAUUAAAACUGUUUCGCAGAGUAUUAUUUUCUUGGCAGCCUUAUCUAAAUGCUUAUCCAAAGUGCAGGAGAAUGGGAAUUCUGUGAACAUUUGGCAGGAUUCAUCAAGUGGCGUGUUUAAUGUUGGUUUUUUUUUUGUUGUUUUUCUUUCAGGGGCAGGGAGAGGCUUCAGCACGGGGGACAACCAUGGAGGGGGACUGUCUCAGCUGCAUCAAGUACCUCAUGUUUGUCUUCAAUUUCCUCAUCUUUGUAAGUAUAGCUCAUCUCUCUCUCUCUUGAAGACGUUCACUCGAGCUAUCUCUGGUGAUCCUGUCAAUCUAAUGAUGUGAGAUGGGCUCCUGACCGGCCCCUGCUCCACUCUCUAAUGGAGCCACAUUUGCAUUUCAUUACACAGAGGCAAUCUUGAUUCUAUCAAAUUCUCUUUUGAUUAGAUUUCAGCGCGCCGAUACACAUCUGAGCCACACUGUGCCAUGCAGACUUAAGUGACUGGCACCUGAGUUUAUCAGUCCUGAUCAGACAAUCAAGAGUAAUCCUGUUAGUGUGAGUCUGUGAAAGACGAGGGGGAGGGGACUGAGUAAGAUGGUUAGUCUCUUUUCCUGCUUUAUUAAGCACAACCAAACCGUUUAGAGACUCUGCUCAGACUUGGCUGUUCAAGGCCGGGGUAAUAAUGCAAUCAGCAGAGCAAAGAAUGAACUCGGCUGUUAACAUCACUCAAUAACAUCCACUGUUUGACUCUGCUAGCCUUUUGUUUCCCCUCUAUGGCCAUUUCACACCCACUGGACUUUACACCAUCCAUUUAUACUAUACACCUUCAAGGCCAUCCAUAACCUUGCCCCCCCUUACCUCUCCGAUCUCCUCCACAUCGCCACCCCCUCACGCUCCCUCAGAUCCUCCUCCUCCCUCCACCUUUCUGUCCCCUCUGCCCGACUCAGCACCAUGGGGAGCAGGGCUUUCAGUCGCUCUGCUCCCAAACUCUGGAACUCUCUCCCCCCGGAUCUCAGAAACAUGGACUCACUACCCCACUUCAAAUCAAAACUCAAAACACAUCUGUUCCAAACUGCAUACUCCCUUUAACUGUCCAUUUCCAUACAUGUAUAUUGUUUUUAUUUAUUUUAAAAGUGUUUUAACUGUGUUCUUAAUGCCUGUACAGUGUCCUUGGGUGUCCAGAAAGGCGCUUUUAAAUAAAAUGUAUUAUUAUUAUUAUUAUUUAGCAGCAGAACCAGCUUUCAAAAUGGCUACCAUAACGUCUACCUCUGGGGUGAAGAGGUGUUCAGUCAAAGGAGCCCGAGUCUCUCCUCCCUUACAAGAAGAAAGGGAUUGUGGGAGAUGUGUUCAAGGCUCAGAUCUCCCCCUUCCCACACACUUCAGUACCUACUUUUCUUAAUCACAUGAGUCGCCUCACGGUGGCUGCCGAUGAGGUUUUAUCAGAGGGAGGAUGGGAGUGAUGGAGCCUCCAUGUCUUCAGUAGGUUGUGGGUUUUCUAAAGCAGGGUGGAUAUCUUCACUCACCCCCCACUGAGGCGGAGAGCUCUGUAGAUCUCUAACCUUUUAUCUACCCUCCACUGUUGCCACAAGCUUUCAGAGAUUUUCAUUACCAGCAUGUUUCCUGACAAAAUGGCCCAGUUUUAUUUUCCAUUAUAUGACAGCUUGUUGAAUGUUUUGAAUGUCACCGGGGAUAUGAAACUCUCCACUGAGUUCCUAUUAAUUUUUUAAAAUGCAGCCAAUUUCUGUUUUGUCUAACCCAGCUUCUUCUCUCAUCUCUCUCCAUCAGCUGGGGGGCUCUUUCCUCCUGGGAGUGGGAGUGUGGGUCCUGGUGGACCCCACAGGCUUCAGGGAAAUAGUAGCGGCGAACCCCCUGCUGUUCACAGGGGUCUACAUCAUCCUGGGUAUGGGAGGCAUGCUCUUCCUCCUGGGUUUCCUGGGCUGCUGCGGAGCCAUCCGCGAAAACAAGUGUCUGCUCCUCUUUGUGAGUCGGCUGACAAAUUCAACAUGUAGUUCUGCUUCUGAUCUUGUUUGUGAGCAUGUUUGCGGAUUAUUCUGUCUGUUAGUUUUUGGACUGUCAGGCCUGGAACUGAAAGCCAAAAGAGGAAAAUUCCCCGCUAUUUGCCAUCAUGUCUUAUGCAUUAUUAAUGCUGAGUGGAGCAGGCAUAGCUAGAAUGUGAUUUUUAAGUGACUGACACACAUUUUUCUGACACUCAACCACCUUUCUCCACUUUCUCUAUUUGUUUCUUUUGUCUCCCUGCAGUUCUUCAUGCUGAUCCUCCUCAUCUUCUUAGCAGAGCUGGCUGCUGCCAUCCUGGCCUUCAUAUUCCGGGAGCAUGUAAGUCUCUACGGUGUUUUCUUCACCUUUGAUCACCUGUUUCCAUCAGCAGUGUUGUGUCGUUGGCGAACGAUUAGUUCAAAAGAACUGAAUCUUUUAAGUGAACGUACUGAAUCGAAUCACUUCCUCAAGUGAUUUGUUCGUUUCUCACUUCAGUUGAACUAAAAGCAGUGCAGCUGCCAAAGCACGUAGCAUUGCCCGGCAACCAGCCAGCAAGCGAGGGACCGCACGCUUCGCUGCCUGAAUCACUUGGUGAACGAAUCAUGCAGUGCACUACACUCUCUGGAAUCAUUUUUUUCUGAAGGAUACACUUUCAUGGCAACUGUUGUUCUCCGUUGUUUUGAUAGCAGUAAUGAGAAGAGAGUGAGACUCACCAGCUGUAGCGAGCUCUUGACAGGAGCGAUGGAGGGAGAUAGUGAUGUGUUGUGUUCAAGUGUACUUGGACAAGCUAACUUUUUUUUUAACUGCUAAAUUUCCACCACAGCAACUUGCACACAGUAGGACACAGCAUGUAACAAGUAGUGUAUAAAACCCGCAGUUUGAGAAAUGUGUGACUGUCUGAUCCUUUUAUUGCGGCGAUUUGCGAGGGAAUGGUCGGUGUGAAUUCUUCUGUGAUUGUACUGUGGGGUAAACAUUCAGUGAGCGAAUCACUCACUGAGCCCAGUUCACUGAGUAGACCAGAUAAAUAGCAUACCAUUGGACAGUACACUUAAAACAUCAUGAUUUAUCAACAAGUUCAUUUUUACAAACCUGUUUGUCAAACCAACACAUUCUUGUCUUCCAGUCCCAGAAUCUAUGAUCUGAUCUGAACUGAACCCUGAACUGUUCAGCUGUGUAUCAGUUCAGGAAGUUGGAGUCACAGACUCCUCCCACCAAGCGCAGAUUGAUUUGGUGAUUUAAUGAACGAAUCUUUUGAACGAAUCUUUUUAGUGAACUGAUUCUAUUGAUUCAGUACAUCUAAAAAAACUGCCGUUCCCAUCUCUAUCCAACAGUGCUUACAGUCGAGAUGUAACAGACACGUCAGUAUUUAUGUAUCAAAAGCUGCCAUUUUUAGUCUUCCCAAAUUAUCCUCCUCUUUGUUGCCUUUUUUUUCACAAGAUUGUUAUUGAUCGAAACAACAUUUUUCCAGUACAACUCAUUUUUAAAGGAGCUCUCUGUUCUUGUGCUUCAACAUCAUUUAAAGAGCUCCGCUUUGAUCCAGAACUGCUCUCCAACUGUACUCAAACUCUUUGUGAACUGUUCUCCUGCGUGCUAUUUUUACAGCUGACCAGAGAGUACUUCACCAAGGAGCUGAAGAGACGCUACCAGGGCUACAACAACACUGAUGUCUUCACCUCCACAUGGAAUGCCAUCAUGACUACAGUAAGGCCACAGCCGUCAUAGCAAAGAGCUCACACACACUGCAGCUUUUACCAGCUCAAUGCGUCUAGCAGCAGUCUGCAGAGUCAGGGGGGUUUCAGGCGUCAGAGGGCUAUAUUUUAUAGAUACAAUCCAAGACAUUUAGGUCAAUAUUCAUGCUGGUUUGGUUGGACCACAGGCCAGUGCACAAAUAGGCACUCUGCAAUAAAGGCUUUCUCUCCUAUUCUUUCCUCCCACCAGUUUGACUGCUGUGGGGUGAACAGCCCAGAGGAUUUUAAGGACAGUCUGUUCAGGGUGAUCAACCAGAAACAUGUGGUGCCCGAAGCCUGCUGCCAGCGUGCCACUCAGACCGAGGAGGUGGCCCAUAUCACCCUGGAGCAGUGCCUAUCAGGAAAUAUGAUGUUCCGCAAUAACAAGGUAACUUCUGCCAUCUUCUCCUGAAAUCUCCUCCUUUUGCCUUCUCCCAAUCCUCCAGCAGGUUUAAUUAGAGCUGGAGACAGCUGAGGGGUGACACACAGGGGCUGCCUGACUCCUCCAUGCCUGAUUAGUGCUUCUCCAUGUUGUGGGUGUCAUGGAAGGCCAUCUUGCCAUGUGUGGACACAGUGUGUAUGCAUCUAAGUGCGUGUGUGUGCGUGUGCUUGUGCAUACCAUGCCAAAUUGGAUUUUUUCUAGAGAAUACAUGUGUGCAAAAACAGAGGAUAAUAAGAGUAUGAAUAUGUGCAAAAUUGUGUGCUUCACACUUCAGCACACGCCCACACACAUCCCUUCCUCCGUGUGUGUAAAGAAAGCCUCGGAGUGAAAUGUAAUUACAGCGAAAGCUGAUAGGAAGAGGUUUUCACCGCACUCUCCACCUGUUGUUUUUCCUGCCAGAAGAACAAUGCAAGGUGUCCACAAUGUGUGCCUCUGUUCAUUCACACAAAGAGGCCUCAUUAUAAGGCACCAAGGCUGGAAGCCCACUUUCCCCCUCAUUCAGCCAGUCCUUUUGUGCACAUCCUCACUCGAUUGAAGCUGCGAUGUUCCUUUAAUUGUCCCCGUAAUUCUGCAAAGUUUAUUGCCCUCUGAUUAUCUCCUGAGUGAAAUGUCUUUGUGUGUCCACAGGGCUGUUACUCUGCAGUCGUUGACUACUUUGAACUGUACAUUUAUGUGGCUGGAGCACUGGCCAUCGUGGUGCUGACUAUUGAGGUAUGAGGGAUCUUCAUUUUGGUGAAAUCAUCACAUGUGCAGCAUCUUCUUUGUUACUCCAGUGAUGCUUAUUUUAGAAAUUUGGGAUUCUGCAUAAAGCAGAAGGUACCGGCCUAAAUAUAGGUAGUGUUAUGCUUAGUCGCGUGCUUUUUGUUUAGCAACAGCUCCAUCUAGUGGUGCAACUUGGUGAUACCAGAUACCAUCAAUAUAUUCCUUUAACGUCUAAAACCACAAAUUAUGGCCUGAAAAUACAUUUUUUUGGAGCUGAAAUCUUUAUUUUACUUACUUCUGAAAACAAAAAAAAUCAAAAUAUCCUUAAAAUUUAACAAAUAUAUAUAUUUAUCCUGUUUGAUGCAUUAGAUGUUUUUGGAAACUGAUAAACCACAAGAGGACAUUUUUAUUAUUUAUCGGAUUCUAUUCAGGUGCUUUUUUAGUGAUUUGUUGAUAAUAUUGAUUUGAUAGAAGUAUCAUAAAAUUAUGUAUUAAAUAUGAUACAAAAGGCAUUAAAGGGUAUGUUUGUUUGUCUUAUUCCAGUAUGCUAAUCGUUCCUUUUUCUUUUCUUCCAUAGCUCUUCGCCAUGGUCUUUGCAAUGUGUCUCUUCAGGGGAAUCCAGUAGAGCUGCUUCAUCUGUGAACUUAUUUUUUUUUCCUAAAGGGAAUUCAGGAGAGAAAAAAAAAGAAUGGACACUUGUAAAUUUGUUGGUCUCUUUUUCUAUUGGCUAAUUGUUUAGAAGAAAAAAACUCAGACUCGUGUACUUCACAGCUGGACUUUUGAGGUACUGGGUGGCAAAAAAAAAAGGAAACACACACGUACACACAGGUAAACCAUACAGAAUGUGGGAGAUCAGAAGCAAAACUGAUGUUAAAAAGAUUUGUGUGUAAAGUGGAACCAGUAAAUUUUGGACCAGGUCUGGCACAGACUGGGCAUAAAGAGGAUGAGCAUGAGGACCAGGUGAAGCCUGAGCAGAAGGCACUGCACUGACUUUUGGAUGAAGAAUAUUUAUAUUAAGUAAAGUUGGCUUAACUGUAAAAAUGUGUUAUGUACACUUUGGCUGUUACCCUUUGACCUUUCAUACUGUAAACUGUAACUUACACCCUCCCUCCAUAUGCCUUUUUUACAGCCACUCUUCCUUAAUGCUGUAUUAUAUAAGCUCUGUGUGUAUGUGUGCCUGAGUGAGAGUGUGUGUGUGUGUGCCUGAGAGUGUGUGUGUGUGUGUGUACAUACUCUUGCUCUUUUUGAAUGUGUAUCACUUGAUUGUGAGCAUGAGACUCUUCAUGACCCCUCCCAAGCUUGAAAGCCAACCUCUGGUUCUUUUUCUAUUUGUACGGUGAUGUUUAUUGCAGUAGUGGUUCCAUGUGGUUUUAGGUGGUGAAAUGUAUGUGUAUGCAUUUGUAUUAGACCCUUGAACAAGUUGAUGACAUAAAUGGCAUUCUGAAUGACCAAACUUUC